CACCACCACCACCACCACCUCCCCUCACAAUGUCCUACAACAUCGCCGGCGUCAAGGUGUUGAACGAACAUCUGGCCCUCGGAAUCUUUGGUCUCUACGGCCUCGGAGGCUACCUCGCCAUGCGCGGCGGUGACAAGAAGACGGCCACGCCCGCCAGCAAGGGCGGCCUUACCCAGACGAACGGGCCUCCUCUCAAUGCUGCUAGCUCCGAGGAGGAGUCCUUCAUCAAGCAGUUCAUGAAGGAAGCCGAAGGCGACAAGAAUGCUCACAGGAUGGUCUAGAUGCCUCACAUUAAGGCAGACGAAUGACAAUGUAGAAGAUUGAGAUUCAAUCCAUUACUUGGCAAGAUGUUGCCCACAGCACGCCUAGAAAUCGUCCGGAUCCUCAUCAUCCUCCUCAUCCCCACUCUCCGGAUCAAAGUAGAUGGUACUCUGCCCAGUCGUCCCUCUCCUCAGCCCUACUCCUUCCUCCCCGCCAUGACCUCCUUCCUCACGUUCGUAGCCCUCGUAGAUGCGAUCAGUAGGCACAAAGGGCAGAGCCACAUCGUCUCUCCUCUCUCUUUGUGACGAGGUGAGCGACAAGUUGAAAGGCAGCGAUGACACCAGAGAGGCGUGCGCAUCCCCUUCGGUGUUCUUUUCCGCUUCACGAAGCGAGCGAUGAUCGCCCAUGUCCAGGGGCACAAGCGAAAGACCGCCGCCGUGCAAGCGCUGCCGCACGCCGAGG
Molecule: messenger RNA, 723 nt
Organism: Jaminaea rosea
Lineage: Eukaryota; Fungi; Basidiomycota; Exobasidiomycetes; Microstromatales
Exons: 3
Coding region: 30-281 (83 amino acids)
Biological process (GO): proton motive force-driven ATP synthesis
Source: RefSeq, a predicted model, not a curated record